AUGUCCAUCGACCACAUCGGCCUCUACGUCCCCGCCUCAAUCUACAAGGAGACGGUAGACUGGUACCUCGCCGCCCUGGCCCCCAUCGGCUUCAAAAAGUUCAUCGAGCCGAACGAGUACGCUUGCGGCCUCGGCGUCCAGCGCCCCGAUUUCUGGAUCGCGUGUCACCAGGUCGACAAGGCGAAUAUCCCGCUCCACAUUGGCUUUAAGGCGGAUAACCGGAAAGUGAUUGACGAGUUCCACAAGGCUGCUCUUGCGGCGGGAGGAAAAGAUAAUGGGGCGCCUGGGUUGCGGCCGCAGUAUCAUCCCAACUACUACGGCGCGUUUGUGAUUGAUCCGUCUGGGAAUAAUGUCGAGGUUGUCUGCCACAUGCCGGAAGUGACGGAGUAG
Messenger RNA from Colletotrichum acutatum, 390 nucleotides. Its product is annotated as glyoxalase/bleomycin resistance protein/dioxygenase. The transcript has 2 exons. The record is from RefSeq and is a predicted model, not a curated record. Lineage: Eukaryota; Fungi; Ascomycota; Sordariomycetes; Glomerellales; Glomerellaceae. The coding region runs from base 1 to 390 and encodes 129 amino acids.